AUGGACGCUGCUCAAACAACAAUCUCCUCGCCUGUGAGCGCUGCCGCAAACGUUGCGUCCACUUCCACCACAGCCACCAACAAGCCCAAGCCCUGCUGUGUGUGCAAGGACGAAAAGGCCAAGCGCGAUGAGUGCAUGCUCUUCUCCAACGCAAAAGACCCUGCCGCCGACUGCAAGUCUAUGAUCGACCAGUACCGAUCCUGCAUGUCGGGCUUUGGAUUCCAGGUUUAA
Messenger RNA from Fusarium venenatum, 231 nucleotides. RefSeq names its product cysteine alpha-hairpin motif superfamily. The record is from RefSeq and is a predicted model, not a curated record. Gene Ontology annotation, cellular component: mitochondrial intermembrane space. NCBI's taxonomy places the organism in Eukaryota, Fungi, Ascomycota, Sordariomycetes, Hypocreales, Nectriaceae. Gene Ontology annotation, molecular function: copper chaperone activity; copper ion binding. Gene Ontology annotation, biological process: mitochondrial respiratory chain complex IV assembly.